Molecule: messenger RNA, 4926 nt
Organism: Mercenaria mercenaria
Lineage: Eukaryota; Metazoa; Mollusca; Bivalvia; Venerida; Veneridae
Exons: 10
Coding region: 173-1804 (543 amino acids)
Source: RefSeq, a predicted model, not a curated record
AAGAAGACAGAAUCAAACUGAAUGAAGUUAUCGAAGAAUGUAAAAGUCGACACGGGGGUAGCCGAUCGUCAGAAACAUACCUACACCGUUUCGGCAAAGUGGUACAAAUAUAAAAACGCUUGCUGAUGUUCAUAAAGAAACUAUUUUGAAAUUGAGAGGAUAUCUGUGGCAAAUGCAGAGGGAGGGAAUAAUCUUGAAGAGAAACCACAAAUUGGAAUUGAAACUUCUCACAACUGGUAAGGAUGGAGAGAAGUCUGAAAAAGCUGAGGAUGACAUUUUCAAGGUUUUACAAGAGGCAAUUGAAAACGCUGUAGAUUCAUCUGGUCUGCCGAUUGUACGGCAUGAAAUAGACAGAAUAUUAGACUGGGUGGCUAAAAACGACGGGAUCGUCAAUGUAGACGUAUACAAACAUUGCAUUAUUAUAUCAAUGAGCUGUGCAUCACCUUCCGGUAUACUGCAUGCCAUCGAAGUGUUUGAAAAUGAAGCAUUCCGACACAUCCUCAGCAAUAUUUCUACAGAUAUGACAAAUGAGCUAUUUGAAACAAUCGCUAUACAUGCAAACUUCACUCUGGAAUCUCUGACAGAAAUUCUGGCAUGCCAAAAUGAUAACAGUGGCGAAAACCAAGGAAUUUCCAUUCCAGUAACUGUUUCCUCGGCAGAAGGAUUAUAUAGAUUUUUUUCCCUGAAUGACAGUCCGAAAUGGUCUGGCAGUGCCGAUCGCAUCGCCGAGUCCCUAUCAAGUCACCAUGGCGAAGCACUAACAGUUGAAAUAACUCGUGAAUAUAAAGAUUCCGAGUACUCAGAACUAGAUGAGGAUGACUACAAUGAAAACCAGGCUGAAAACAAUGACAAAACAGAGAACAAUGCUAGUGUAUUAAACGACAAUGGUUGUGAAGUUAACGAAACAGAAAUGGAAAUCUCACUUGUAAAUAUGGAACAAGCAGAAAAAUCAUAUUCCGGAAAGAAGAUUUCCGAUACCGGUACACCAACAUUGCUCAUGGAGGCUGAACCAAGUACUUCAAAGGACGAUCUCUCUUCAACAAAUGUGAGCAAAGACGUUUGUCUGAUAUCGCAGGAAAAUUCUGAAGAGAAGCAUGUUUAUUCACGACUGCUGGCUGUGUCGGCAAAAUUGAGUCCCCUGUCAUUAAAGUUGGGCUAUGAUGCUGAUAUCGAGGAAAAUAUCAAAGACAUUUCGGAAAGAACCAUCGCUGCUGCAAACUCCGUAAAAGAAACCAUGACUGACGAAGGCUCUCGGGUUUUAGAUAAAUCGUUCUUAAUGACGUCAUUGUCUCCAAGUGACGUCUUGAUCACAAAUAUGCAAAGUUCUUUAAAUGCUGCGACACGAGCGCUGCAAGCAAAUAAGCAGCAGAUCAUUAGUCUUCAGGCAGAUAUUCAUAGCAACGUCGAAUCAUGUAGAGGACGGAAGACAGCGCACGAAUCUGAAUUGUUCACAAGGCGUACAAAAAUAUCAACUAUUCGCUUUGAAAUCGAAAAUCUAGAUGCCAGUAUAAAGGCGCAUCAUGAUGAGGCCUGUACUACAGAAAAUGGAGCAGCAGAAUUAGUCGAAAGGGCUCGUGAUUUAAGGCAUGCUGCUAGGAGGAAAGAAAAUAGAGCUGGAAUCGGGGGCAUCUUUGGUGGACUUGCUGGUGUGAUGUUAACGCCAGUUACAGGUGGAGCCAGUAUAGUACUGGGGAUGCGGGCAUUCAAACGGGGAUCAACAUCAAUGAUGCUGAAGAUUGCGAGAGAAACGCUAGACGUCUUCGGGAUGAGGCAGCGGCUAAGAGAAACAAAGUCCAAACACUAAGAUCGAAGAAAGCCUCUCUUGACGGCCAAAGAACGUCACUGGAAUCUGAAGUUGCAACAUUGAAGAACAGUACAGAUAAACUAAGUGAAGCAUCACAAGUCCUUCAGGAGGUGACUGAUUUCCUCCAUAUGUCAAAAGAUGAUAUUGACAAUGCCCUGAACGUGUUGCAGAGCACGGAAUCUGCAAUGGCUGAAGCUUUACAUCACAACGAUUCAUUAAAGAUUCUCCAGAACAUUUUUGCGCAACAACCGCAUAAACUUGACUGUUACGCACAAGUUUACCUGGACAAACUUAAGACCAAAUGGACACAGCUUGAGACAGUACUUCUGCAACAAGGUGCCAAAAGCAUAUCCUAUUACACAAAAAGGAAAAGUGAUAAAAAAAACUGAAGCAUACCAUGUUAGACAAUAAGGGUCAUAUGAUGAAAUAUUUUAGCAGAUAGAAGUCUGUGUACUAUCAAUGGCACUUUUUGUUCAGGAUGAGCUAUUAGUAUAGGUGGAUGGUCCGGCGUCCAACUUAAAUCGUCCUGCGUCAACAGUUUUGCUGUAAACAUCUACUCUGAAAUUACUGGUCAGAAUUACACGAAACUUGGCCAGUAGCAUUCUGGCAUAGACCUCUAUAUAUAAGUUCAUUCAAAUGGUUUACAUUGGCACCUUUAAGGGGCCAUCAGAGCUAAAAAUAGAAAAAAAAACAUUUAUAGAUAUUCUUCUCUUGAACCGCUUGGUGGAUCGUCAUCAAUCUUGGUCUGCACCAUUAAUACAUUCAUUCAAAUGGAGGCACUUGGCCCCUUUUAAUGGCCGCUGGAGCUAAAAUUAGUAAUACCUUGAAACGACUUCUUUUCAUGAACCGCUUGAUGGAUCUUCUUUAAACUUGGUUUAUAGCAUAAUUAUCAGAUUUUCUCCCAAUUUUAUACAUACGGGGGCACUUGGCCCAUUUUAGGGGCGGCUAGAGUUAGAAAUACCUUCUGACAACUUUUUCUCAUGAACUGCUGGAUGGAUCUUUAUCAAACUUGGUUUGUAGCAUCAUUAUAAGGUCUUCUCCCAAUUUUAGAAAUGCCUUUAAACGACUCCUUCUCAUAAGCCACUUUAUGGAUCUUCAUUAAACUUGAUUUUUAGAAUCAUCAUAAGGUCCUUCACCAACUUUGUUCAGUUUGGGGCACUUAGCCCCUUUUCGGGGCUGCUCGAUAGAAAUACCUUUCAACAACUUCUUAUUAUUAACCGCUUGAUUGCUUUUCAUCAGAUCUGGUCUAGAGGAUCAAUAUAAGGUCCUUCCUUAAAUUUAUUCGAUUGGCAAGUGGAAAUACCUUUUCUCAUGAGCCACUUAAUGGAUCUUCAUCAAACUUUGCUCGCUGCAUCAUUAGAAAGCCUCUCAGUUGUAUUCAAAUGGGGACAGUUGGCUUCUUUUAGGACCCGCUAGGGCUAAAAAUAAAAUUACCAUUUAACAAUUACUUAUUACUUAUUUCUUAUGAACCACUCAAUGAAUUUUCAUCAAACUUGGUCUGCAGCAUCACUAUAAACUCCUUUCUAAUGGAGCCACUAGAGUUAAAACUAGAAAUGCCAUUAAAUGACUUCUUUCCAUGAACCGCUUGGUGUAUCUUCAUCAAACUUGAAUUGUAGCAUCAUUUUAUGGUUCUUUAACAAAUUUGUUCAAUUGGAGACAUUUGGCCCCUUUUUAAGAGCUGCUAGAGUUAAAAAUAGAAAUACCUAUGACUAACUUCUUCUCAUUAACUCCUGAAUGGUUUUUCAUCAAACCUUGUCUUGAGCAUCAUUAAAAGGUCCUUUGCCAUGUUUGUUCGAUUGGGAGCACUUGGAUCCUUUUAGGGGCCACUGGAGCUCAAAAUAGAAAAACCUUUAAAGUACUUCUUUUCAUGAACCGCUUGAUGGAUCUUUAGCAAACUUAGUCUGUAACAUCAUUAUAAGGUCUUAUGUCAAAUGUGUUCAAAUGGGGGCACUUGAGCCCUUUAAAGGGCCACUAGAGUUAAAAAUAGAAAUACCUUUAAAUGAUUCCUUCUGAUGGUUGCGCGUUUUUGGUGCGUGACAGCAAAAUAUAGAAAAAAAACUUUUGUUUUAAUGAACAGCUUAAAGGAUUUUCACCAAACUUAGUUAGAAGUAAAGGCAGAUGGUUAAGGUUGUUCAGGUGAGCAAUUCAGGCCCAUUUGGACCUCUUGUUAUCAUAUUCUAGGAAAUCUCUGGUUGUUAAUUUCAUGUUCUGUAAAUAUAGCUUGUAUAUGUGUAUACAUUACUAAUACAAAAAAUAACAAUAAAUAUUACAAUCUCAAUAAAAUAUUCCCCCCUUUCAAAUUUCAUUAAGUAAGUAAAAUAACUUAAGGUCACUCUUUCCGUUUUUAAAUGGUGAACUAUCGUUAAAUUUUACAUAUUGCGAGUGUUGACUUUUGGCAAAAUCAAUACGAAAACAUAUAAUUUUGCAACGAACAUACGUAAAGUAGAAAAAUCAAUCCUUAAAGAAAUAAACCGCUUAAGACGCUUUGAAUGAUCGAAAUCAUGAACAGUCAUCGUGUUGUUUAGUUAAGGUCAUUUAUACAUUACAGCAUCGCUGUCGAGAAGUUGUGUUAAUUUUCUUUGUUUUUCGAUAUCUAUUCCUACUGUGACUGAAUAACCUUUAUGAAUUCUAAGAAUAAAUUGUAUUUACAUUUCUUCUAAGUAAAUAAAAUAUCAAUAUAUACAGUUUAGCGACUAAUUAGUUGUGCGAUGCAGCCGAAUUUCAAAACAUAGACAUCGGAACUCUUUUAAGCUCGGCGUAUCUUACACCAAAAUAUUAGUGGCGUUAAACAGUCAGCCUGCAGUCAUUUGUCAUCUAAGCUGGCGGAACGUAUGACUAGAUUGGUGGGGCAGAAUGAAACAGGCAUGGUUCGCGGGACGAACGGUUUUUGUUUUCAAUAUGCCACAUGCAUUUAUAUUUGAACCCUUAAUAUUUUGUGCCUUCCAUGUAAAACAACGUUAGAACGGGAAAUGUAGACGAAUUAAAAAGUUAGUCGAGAUAUGGUGAUACGCCAUAUAUAUCUUGAGCAAUUGCUAAGGCAACUAUGUCUUAGACUAGCUGACAAACUACAUUGAAUGCCCUUUAUUGAACCGUAGAGCAACUGAAAGCUAUAUAUGUCAUGC